AUGUCGGGUACAAAUUACCAAAGGGAUGGCAGUGGAUAUGAAGAUGAAUGGCCAGUACACCAGUCGGAAUUAGAAUCUGAUAUUUUACAAUUUAACAAUAUUAGUCGAAAUAGUCUGAAUAUUAAUAACUCUUCUACAUUGUCACAUCAAAUUCCGUCAAGAACUUCCUCAUCUAAAACAAAUUUACUUAAGAAGAUAGGACUUUGGAAGUUUUUCGAAGCCGAUGAUUCAUCAGUUACCACUUCUUUUCUAGAAAAUGACUACGUUAAAGUGGUUUUUCACGUCCAUCUCCCACCAAAACUUGAGAAUAUCUCUCGAGAUUUUACUUUAGUAGAUAAAGCAACUCCUUGCGUAAUUGGUAAUAUUGACGAACUUGGUAACUGGGAAAAAGAGUUGGUUCCACUUAAGCAACCUUAUUAUAAACCACUCAGAGGAUUGUAUGGGGAUAAAAACAGUACUUAUUGGGUGUCUGAACCCGUUAUGAUUCCAAUAAGUAAGUUUAAUGAAGGUGAGAUUAGAUAUAAGUAUGCCGUGCAAGUUGUUGAGAAAAUAGAUAAAAAAAGUAUUAAAGCUGAAGAAAAGAAGAUUAAAGAAGCUGAAAAGAAAGCUGAAAAAGAUAGAAAGGAAGCUGAGAAAAAGGCUGAAAAGGAGAGGAAGGAAGAAGAAAAGAGAUCAAAAAAAGCUGAAAAAGAAAGAAAAGACGCCGAAAAGAAAGCUGGAAAGUAUAAGAAAAUUGAUGAUAUUAUUCAAGAUAACGAAAAUAAUAGAGAUAACGAUGGUAGUCCCGUGAGGGAAGAGGAUGUCAGUGAUGAAAAACCUGGUGAUACAAAAAAUGACGACGAUGAUAAAGAUGAAGAUGUGGUCAAGAAAGACAAGAAGGAUGAUGAUGAUAAGGAUGAUAAUAGUGAUGAUAAUAAGGAUGAUAAUCAAGAGGAUAAUAAGGAGGAUAAUAAGGAUGAUACUAAGGAUGAUAAUAGGGAUGACAAUAAGGAUGAUAAAAAGGAUUAUGAUGACUCCAAGAGAUCCGAAGAAACAGAGAUUUUUUGGUUUCAUGAAAUUAUCCAUGAUGCCCUAGAUUAUCGUACAUUAAAUGUAAAAGGUGAAUCAACUAAUCAGUUUGAUAUAGUGAGCCAAAUAAACAUUGAUAAUCAUUCAUAUUAUAAACGUGUUUAUGAUUACGAAUUCUUUAAAAUAAUCUGGAAAUCGCUUACUCCUGAGAAUGCUAAAAUAAAACUUAAGGAAUAUCUAGAUAUUUUGGAACGGUUUCCAGAUGAGACUCUAUCAGCGGUUGAUGUAAGCUUUAUUGAGGAUGCACUUAAAAGUACAAGCGAUAAAGAAAAACGUCUAUUUUUAAGUAUUGUACUAGGAUAUUACAUUAUUACACGUUCUAACACAUUUGGGAACUAUAAUUUGCUCGGAAAAAAAUUUCCUUCUCAAAAUGUAUUUGAAUGUAUUGAAAAAUUUCGACCUGAAGACUGGUUACCUAACACUACAGAAAUACUCUUAACAACUCUUCGUGCAUCAAUUGUACGUGAUGUACAAUAUGAUGAUCAUUUUUGGGUGAAAGCUAUGUUUACGUUUGCGCAUUCUUUAGACCCUGAAUAUAGCUUCUUGGAUUGU
Molecule: messenger RNA, 1620 nt
Organism: Racocetra persica
Lineage: Eukaryota; Fungi; Glomeromycota; Glomeromycetes; Diversisporales; Gigasporaceae
Source: the annotation of a GenBank genome assembly